AUGGCCCCAGUUCUGACUCCCCUCCUUUCGGCCGAUCUUCAAGUGCACUUGACAGCUUGUCCACCUGACAUGGGGUCGGCCGCCACCCCGGCUGUCGAUAGUAUUGCUUUGGCCCUAACCGACACUUGGGACUCGUUUUCUGAAAAAACCGAGGGCAUCUCCGGCUCGGAAUACCACCGCUUUUCCGGCAAGCCGCCGUUUGACACGUUUGAGAGCGAGGGAGUAUGGUCUACCCGGGUGAUCCCCGUCUUUCCCACGCUUCCACUUCCAAAUCGGCACACGAUGUUAACGGGCGUGCUCCCGAAAAAGCACGAAAUCCUCGACGACCACAUGCUGAAUUGGAAAACGGGCGAUAGGUUCGAGGGGUUCCGCCGAGAAUCCGAUUACGGUAUCCAGAAAUGGUGGAACAUCCCGCCGGUCUAUCAGACGGCUGCUCGACAAGGCGCGAAAACAGCUCUCUUCUUUUUGCCAGAGUGUUUUGUGGAAUGGGACCCACAACCUACCGUCUGCGUGCCGCCACGCGCCCCUCCUAGUGAAGAGGAAAAUGACAACAUUGCCCAGUCGAUACUACACGCUACAACAUGGGCCGACCUGACGCUCGUCUAUGACGCUUGGAUCGGUGCCGAGCUAUCGGAGCACGGAAAGCUAGCCGGAAACUCGACGGCCCUGGAUCGGCUGGCUGGGUGGCUCUACCGCUUUGCCUCGGCCGCCCGAGAGCGCGUGGAUUUGAAUUUAAUCUUCGUCUCGUUGCAUGGGCAGAUCGAGGUGCCCCGCGGCCACAUCCGGUCCCUCGACGAUCACCUACCUAUGGAGCUCGUCGAAAAAACUGUAGGCCAUGGCGCGAUAAUGCAGCUACGCGCCAAGCCGGGAAAGACGCACCAGGUUUACAACCUGUUGAACACGACGCGCCCAGUUCCGAAUGUGAAGAUCUUCUUCACAGCUCCAAAAGCCGGAGAUCUCCCUCGAUUCUUCCAUUUCCGGAAGAGCCACCUUGUCUCGGAUUUGUUGCUCUUGGCGAACCCGGGCUACGGUAUCACUACGCGAGACCCAGAGAAAAGCUUCCCUUCAUCAAACGAGACAACCUUGACUGCAAAAUCUCUCCCCGGCUACAAUCCACACCUCCCGCAGAUGGCAGGACUGUUUUUGGCGAUUGGGCCAGCAUUUCGGCCCGGAUUUCGGAAAGGAGCCGUCGAGAUUUGUGACGUGGCCGCGUUGAUCUGUUCGCUAGUGAAGGUGGAAUGUCCAAAGGUCGGCUGCGCGAGAAUCAAGAGGAUCGAUGAUGUUCUUACCAGUGAUGCGAGGGUUGAGGUGCGCCGCUCUUUUAACAGCUCCAGCAAUCAUCACCACGGGUUUUUCAUAAAAUUAUCGAUUUUCGUAAUAGCUUUCUUCAAAUUUUUUGCCGUUUUG
Mesorhabditis spiculigera is the source of this 1407-nucleotide messenger RNA. NCBI's taxonomy places the organism in Eukaryota, Metazoa, Nematoda, Chromadorea, Rhabditida, Rhabditidae. The record is from the annotation of a GenBank genome assembly.